AUGACGAUUAUACCAACAGAACAGACCGCCCUCAUUGGCCGGGAAGACGGCAACUUGGGACUUGGACACCACGUCAAAGUGCCGGAACUGGGAGAUGAUAUGAUCCUGGUCAAGAACAUGGCCGUGGCACUAAACCCCAUCGACGUAAAGAUGGUGGGCAAACUCGCCACUCCUGGGGCUGUAGCCGGCAUGGACUUCGCCGGCGAAGUGGUAUCCAUAGGCUCCAAGGUGCAGACAAGCGUUCCCAUCCAGAUCGGGGACCGCGUCUGCGGCGCCGUGCCGGGCAUGCACGCUCUCACUCCGACCGUGGGCGCUUUUGCCCAGUAUGUGGGCGUCUCCGACGUUGUCACCAUGAAGAUACCGAACCACCUCUCGUUCGAGGCGGGUGCAUCCCUGGGAAGCGGCAUCGGCACCAUCGGACAGGCACUCUUCCAGUCGCUGCAGGUUCCUGGCACUCCUGACAAGCCCUGCGAGAAGCCUGUUCAGGUUCUCGUGUAUGGUGGAAGCACGGCGACGGGCACGCUGGCCAUCCAACUGCUCAAACUGUCCGGUCUGGACCCCAUCGCCACAUGUUCGCCGCAUAACUUCAAACUGGUCAAGUCGUACGGCGCUUCGGCGGUUUUCGACUAUCACGCCCGUCCCGCACCCGACUCCUCGGACUCGGCGGAUCAUGCUGACACCCCCGAAGCCGCCAUCAAACGUCACACCCGCGGCUCUCUCCGGUACGUGCUCGACUGCAUCUCGGAGCCUGAUACAAUGCAGUUCUGUUACCGGUGUCUGGGUCGCGCGGGCGGCAGAUACACGGCCCUGGAGCCCUUCCCUGCCUUCCUGGCCGAGUCGCGCAAGCACACCGUCGCGGCCGGCUGGGUCCUGGGCCCGACGCUGCUGGGCAAGCCGCUUGGCUGGCCCGAGCCAUUUGCGCGUGCCGGGGAUCCCAAGGAUCGCGAGUUUGCGCGCUGGUGGUUCGCCAUUGCGCAGAGGCUCCUGGAUGAGGGGACCCUGAGGAUGCAUCCGCUGAGGAUUGUGAACGAGCGGGGAGGCGAGGGGUUUGCGGCCGUGGAGGAGGGCUUGGCGAUAUUGAGAAAAAAGCAGGUCUCUGGGCAGAAGCUCAUAUGCCGUAUCAAGUAG
Messenger RNA from Colletotrichum fioriniae, 1128 nucleotides. It is a transcript of the gene FSL5, whose product is annotated as Trans-enoyl reductase fsl5. Gene Ontology annotation, molecular function: oxidoreductase activity, acting on NAD(P)H. Lineage: Eukaryota; Fungi; Ascomycota; Sordariomycetes; Glomerellales; Glomerellaceae. The record is from RefSeq and is a predicted model, not a curated record.